Piliocolobus tephrosceles (Ugandan red Colobus) is the source of this 13226-nucleotide messenger RNA. Its product is annotated as protein kinase, DNA-activated, catalytic subunit. The transcript has 85 exons. Bases 41 to 12172 code for a protein of 4043 amino acids. The record is from RefSeq and is a predicted model, not a curated record. Lineage: Eukaryota; Metazoa; Chordata; Mammalia; Primates; Cercopithecidae. Gene Ontology annotation, biological process: telomere maintenance; immunoglobulin V(D)J recombination; intrinsic apoptotic signaling pathway in response to DNA damage. Gene Ontology annotation, molecular function: DNA-dependent protein kinase activity; protein binding. Gene Ontology annotation, cellular component: nucleus.
GGGCUGAGCGGGCGCACGCGCGGGAGUGGGACUCGGCGGCAUGGCGGGCUCCGGAGCCGGUGUGCGUUGCUCCCUGCUACGGCUGCAGGAGACUUUGUCCGCCGCGGACCGCUGCGGUGCUGCCCUGGCCGGUCAUCAGCUGAUCCGCGGCCUGGGGCAGGAAUGCGUCCUGAGCAGCAGCCCCGCGGUGCUGGCAUUACAGACAUCUUUAGUUUUUUCCAGAGAUUUCGGUUUGCUUGUAUUUGUCCGGAAGUCACUCAACAGUAUUGAAUUUCGUGAAUGUAGAGAAGAAAUCCUAAAGUUUUUAUGUAUUUUCUUAGAAAAAAUGGGCCAGAAGAUCGCGCCUUACUGUGUUGAAAUUAAGAAUACUUGUACCAGUGUUUAUACAAAAGAUAGAGCUGCUAAAUGUAAAAUUCCAGCCCUGGACCUUCUUAUUAAGUUACUUCAGACUUUUAGAAGUUCUAGACUCAUGGAGGAAUUUAAAAUUGGAGAAUUAUUUAGUAAAUUCUAUGGAGAACUUGCAUUGAAAAAAAAAAUACCAGAUACAGUUUUAGAAAAAGUGUAUGAGCUCCUAGGAUUAUUGGGUGAAGUUCAUCCUAGUGAGAUGAUAAAUAAUGCAGAAAACCUGUUCCGCGCUUUUCUGGGUGAACUUAAGACCCAGAUGACAUCAGCAGUAAGAGAGCCCAAACUACCUGUUCUGGCAGGAUGUCUGAAGGGGUUGUCCUCACUUCUGUGCAACUUCACUAAGUCCAUGGAAGAAGAUCCCCAGACAUCAAGGGAGAUUUUUAAUUUUGUACUAAAGGCAAUUCGUCCUCAGAUUGAUCUGAAGAGAUAUGCUGUGCCCUCAGCUGGCUUGCGCCUAUUUGCCCUGCAUGCAUCUCAGUUUAGCACCUGCCUUCUGGACAACUACGUGUCUCUAUUUGAAGUCUUGUUAAAGUGGUGUGCCCACACAAAUGUAGAAUUGAAAAAAGCUGCACUUUCAGCCCUGGAAUCCUUUCUGAAACAGGUUUCUAAUAUGGUGGCGAAAAAUGCAGAAAUGCAUAAAAGUAAACUGCAGUACUUUAUGGAGCAGUUUUAUGGAAUCAUCAGAAAUGUGGAUUCGAACAACAAGGAGUUAUCUAUUGCUAUCCGUGGAUACGGACUUUUUGCAGGACCCUGCAAAGUUAUAAACGCAAAAGAUGUUGACUUCAUGUAUGUUGAGCUCAUUCAGCGUUGCAAGCAGAUGUUCCUCACCCAGACAGACACUGGUGACGACCGUGUUUAUCAGAUGCCAAGCUUUCUCCAGUCUGUUGCAAGUGUCUUGCUGUACCUUGACACAGUUCCUGAGGUGUAUACUCCAGUUCUGGAGCACCUCGUGGUGAUGCAGAUAGACAGUUUCCCACAGUACAGUCCAAAAAUGCAGUUGGUGUGUUGCAGAGCCAUAGUGAAGGUGUUCCUAGCUUUGGCAGCAAAAGGGCCAGUUCUCAGGAAUUGCAUUAGUACUGUGGUGCAUCAGGGUUUAAUCAGAAUAUGUUCUAAACCAGUGGUCCUUCCAAAGGGCCCCGAGUCUGAAUCUGAAGACUACCGUGCUUCAGGGGAAGUCAGAACUGGCAAAUGGAAGGUGCCCACAUACAAAGACUACGUGGAUCUCUUCAGACAUCUCCUGACCUCUGACCAGAUGAUGGAUUCUAUUUUAGCAGAUGAAGCAUUUUUCUCUGUGAAUUCCUCCAGUGAAAGUCUGAAUCAUUUACUUUAUGAUGAAUUUGUAAAAUCCGUGUUGAAGAUUGUUGAGAAAUUGGAUCUUACACUACAAACACAGACUGUUGGGGAACAAGAGAACGGAGAUGAGGCUCCUGGUGUUUGGAUGAUCCCGACUUCAGAUCCAGCGGCUAACUUGCAUCCGGCUAAACCUAAAGAUUUUUCGGCUUUCAUUAACCUGGUGGAAUUUUGCAGAGAGAUUCUCCCUGAGAAACAAGCAGAAUUUUUUGAACCAUGGGUGUACUCAUUUUCAUAUGAAUUAAUUUUACAGUCUACAAGGUUGCCCCUCAUCAGUGGUUUCUACAAAUUGCUUUCUAUUACAGUAAGAAAUGCCAAGAAAAUAAAAUAUUUCGAGGGAGUUAGUCCAAAGAGUCUGAAACGCUCUCCUGAAGACCCAGAAAAGCAUUCUUGCUUUGCUUUAUUUGUGAAAUUUGGCAAAGAGGUGGCAGUUAAAAUGAAGCAAUACAAAGAUGAACUUUUGGCCUCUUGUUUGACCUUUCUUCUGUCCCUGCCUCACGACAUCAUCGAACUCGAUAUUAGAGCCUACAUUCCUGCGCUGCAGAUGGCUUUCAAACUGGGCCUGAGCUAUACCCCCUUGGCAGAAGUAGGCCUGAAUGCUCUAGAAGAAUGGUCAAUUUAUAUCGACAGACAUGUAAUGCAGCCUUAUUACAAAGACAUUCUCCCCUGCCUGGAUGGCUACCUGAAGACUUCAGCCUUGUCAGAUGAGACCAAGAAUAACUGGGAAGUGUCAGCUCUUUCUCGGGCUGCCCAGAAAGGAUUUAAUAAAGUGGUGUUAAAGCAUCUGAAGAAGACAAAGAACCUUUCAUCAAAUGAAGCAAUAUCCUUAGAAGAAAUAAGAAUUAGAGUAGUACAAAUGCUUGGAUCUCUGGGAGGACAAAUAAACAAAAAUCUUCUGACAGUCGCUUCCUCUGAUGAGAUGAUGAAGAGCUAUGUGGCCUGGGACAGAGAGAAGCGGCUGAGCUUUGCAGUGCCCUUUAGAGAGAUGAAACCUGUCAUUUUCCUGGACGUGUUCCUGCCUCGAGUCACAGAAUUAGCGCUCACAGCCAGUGACAGACAAACUAAAGUUGCAGCCUGUGAACUUUUACAUAGCAUGGUUAUGUUUAUGUUGGGCAAAGCCACGCAGAUGCCGGAAGGGGGACAGGGAGCCCCACCCAUGUACCAGCUCUAUAAGCGGACGUUUCCUGUGCUGCUUCGACUUGCGUGUGAUGUUGAUCAGCCAGGUCAUCCUCUGUGUGAAGUACUGACACUCCCUUGCGCUUCCACCCAGCAUGGGAGCACGGCCUGUUUCUGGGAGUGGGAAGAAGAGUCUCUGGUGGAGCAGUUUGUGUUUGAAGCCUUGGUGAUAUACAUGGAGAGUCUGGCCUUAGCACAUGCAGAUGAGAAGUCCUUAGGUACAAUUCAACAGUGUUGUGAUGCCAUUGAUCACCUAUGCCGCAUCAUUGAAAAGAAGCAUGUUUCUUUAAACAAAGCAAAGAAACGACGUUUGCCACGAGGAUUUCCACCUUCCACGUCAUUGUGUUUACUGGAUCUGGUCAAGUGGCUUUUAGCUCAUUGUGGGAGGCCCCAGACAGAAUGUCGACACAAAUCCAUUGAACUCUUUUAUAAAUUCGUUCCUUUAUUGCCAGGCAACAGAUCCCCUAAUUUGUGGCUGAAAGAUGUUCUCAAGGAAGAAGGUAUCUCUUUUAUCAUCAACACCUUUGAGGGGGGCGGUUGUGACCAGCCCUUGGGCAUCCUGGCCCAGCCCACCCUCUUGCACCUGCGGGGGCCAUUUAGCCUGCAGACCACGCUGUGCUGGCUGGACCUGCUCCUAGCUGCGCUGGAGUGCUACAACACUUUCAUUGGCGAGAGAAUUGUGGGAGCGCUCCAGGUCUUGGGUACUGAAGCCCAGUCUUCACUUUUGAAAGCAGUGGCUUUCUUUUUAGAAAGCAUUGCCAUGCAUGACAUUAUAGCAGCAGAAAAGUGCUUUGGCACUGGGGCAGCAGGUGACAGACCAAGCCCCCAAGAGGGAGAAAGGUACAACUACAGCAAAUGCACCGUUGUAGUCCGGAUUAUGGAGUUCACCACGACUCUGCUGAACACCUCCCCAGAAGGAUGGAAGCUCCUGAAGAAGGAUUUGUGUAAUACACACUUGAUGAAAGUCCUGGUGCAGACGCUGUGUGAGCCUGCAAGCAUAGGUUUCAACAUCGGAGACGUCCAGGUUAUGGCUCAUCUUCCUGAUGUUUGUGUGAACCUGAUGAAAGCACUAAAGAUGUCCCCAUACAAAGAUAUCCUGGAGACCCAUCUGAGAGAGAAAAUAACAGCACAGAGCAUUGAGGAGCUUUGUGCCGUCAACUUGUAUGGCCCUGACGCGCAAAUGGACAGGAGCAGGCUGGCUGCUGUUGUGUCUGCCUGUAAACAGCUUCACAGAGCUGGGCUUCUGCAUAGUAUAUUACCAUCUCAGUCCACAGAUCUGCAUCAUUCUAUUGGCACAGAACUUCUUUCCCUGGUUUAUAAAGGUAUUGCCCCCGGAGAUGAGAGACAGUGUUUGCCUUCUCUAGACCUCAGUUGUAAGCAGCUGGCCAGCGGACUUCUGGAGUUAGCCUUUGCUUUUGGAGGACUGUGUGAACGCCUCGUGAGUCUUCUCCUGAACCCAGCAGUGCUGUCCACGCCAUCCUUGGGCAGCUUACAGAGCAGCGUCAUCCACUUCUCCCAUGGGGAGUAUUUCUAUAGCUUGUUCUCAGAAACUAUCAACAUGGAAUUAUUGAAAAAUCUGGAUCUUGCUGUAUUGGAGCUCAUGCAGUCAUCAGUGGAUAAUCCCAAAAUGGUCAGUACCGUUUUGAACGGCAUGUUAGACCAGAGCUUCAGGGAGCGAGCAAGCCAGAAACACCAAGGACUGAAACUUGCGACUACAAUUCUGCAACACUGGAAGAAGUGUGAUUCCUGGUGGGCCAAAGAUUCCCCUCUCGAAACUAAAAUGGCAGUGCUGGCCUUACUGGCAAAAAUUUUACAGAUUGAUUCAUCUGUAUCUUUUAAUACAAGUCAUGGUUCAUUCCCUGAAGUCUUUACAACAUAUGUUAGUCUACUUGCUGACACAAAACUGGAUCUACAUUUAAAGGGCCAAGCUGUCACUCUUCUUCCGUUCUUCACCAGCCUCACUGGAGGCAGUCUGGAGGAACUUAGGCGUGUUCUGGAGCAGCUCAUCGUUGCUCACUUCCCCAUGCAGUCCAGAGAAUUUCCCCCAGGAACUCCGCGGUUCAAUAAUUAUGUGGACUGCAUGAAAAAGUUUCUAGAUGCAUUGGAAUUAUCUCAAAGCCCUAUGUUGUUGGAAUUGAUGACAGAAGUUCUUUGUCGGGAACAGCAGCAUGUCAUGGAAGAAUUAUUUCAAUCCAGUUUCAAGAGGAUUGCCAGAAGGGGUUCAUGCGUCACACAAGUAGGCCUUCUGGAAAGCGUGUAUGAAAUGUUCAGGAAGGAUGACCCCCGCCUAAGUUUCACACGCCAGUCCUUUGUGGACCGCUCUCUCCUCACUCUGCUGUGGCACUGUAGCCUGGAUGCUUUGAGAGAAUUCUUUAGCACAAUUGUGGUGGAUGCCAUUGAUGUGCUGAAGUCCAGGUUUACAAAGCUAAAUGAAUCCACUUUUGAUACUCAAAUCACCAAGAAGAUGGGCUACUAUAAGAUUCUAGAUGUGAUGUAUUCUCGUCUUCCCAAAGAUGAUGUUCACGCUAAGGAAUCUAAAAUUAAUCAAGUUUUCCAUGGCUCGCGUAUUACAGAAGGAAAUGAACUUACAAAGACACUGAUUAAAUUGUGCUACGAUGCAUUUACAGAGAACAUGGCAGGAGAGAAUCAGCUGCUGGAGAGGAGAAGACUUUACCAUUGUGCAGCAUACAACUGUGCCAUAUCUGUCAUCUGCUGUGUCUUCAAUGAGUUAAAAUUUUACCAAGGUUUUCUGUUUAGUGAAAAACCAGAAAAGAACUUGCUUAUUUUUGAAAAUCUGAUCGACCUGAAGCGCCGCUAUAAUUUUCCUGUAGAAGUUGAGGUUCCUAUGGAAAGAAGGAAAAAGUACAUUGAAAUUAGGAAAGAAGCCAGAGAAGCAGCAAAUGGGGACUCAGAUGGUCCUUCCUACAUGUCUUCCCUGUCAUAUUUGGCAGACAGUACCCUGAGUGAAGAAAUGAGUCAAUUUGAUUUCUCAACCGGAGUUCAGAGCUAUUCAUACAGCUCCCAAGACCCUAGACCUACCACUGGUCGUUUUCGGAGACGGGAGCAGCGGGACCCCAUGGUGCAUGAUGAUGUGCUGGAGCUGGAGAUGGAUGAGCUCAAUCGGCACGAGUGUAUGGCGCCCCUGACGGCCCUGGUGAAGCAUAUGCACAGAAGUCUGGGCCCACCUCAAGGAGAAGAGGAUUCAGUACCAAGAGAUCUUCCUCCUUGGAUGAAAUUCCUCCAUGGCAAACUGGGAAAUCCAAUAGUACCAUUAAAUAUCCGUCUCUUCUUAGCCAAGCUUAUUAUUAAUACAGAAGAGGUCUUUCGCCCUUACGCGAAGCACUGGCUUAGCCCCUUGUUGCAGCUGGCUGCUUCUGAAAACAAUGGAGGAGAAGGAAUUCACUACAUGGUGGUUGAGAUAGUGGCCACUAUUCUUUCAUGGACAGGCUUGGCCACUCCGACAGGGGUUCCUAAAGAUGAAGUGUUAGCAAAUCGAUUGCUUAAUUUCCUAAUGAAACAUGUCUUUCAUCCAAAAAGAGCUGUGUUUAGACACAACCUUGAAAUUAUAAAGACCCUUGUCGAGUGCUGGAAGGAUUGUUUAUCCAUCCCUUAUAGGUUAAUAUUUGAAAAGUUUUCCGGUAAAGAUCCUAAUUCUAAAGACAACUCAGUAGGGAUUCAGUUGCUAGGCAUCGUGAUGGCCAAUGACCUGCCUCCCUAUGACCCGCAGUGCGGCAUUCAGAGUAGCGAAUACUUUCAGGCUUUGGUGAAUAAUAUGUCCUUUGUAAGAUAUAAAGAAGUGUAUGCUGCUGCAGCAGAAGUUCUAGGACUUAUACUUCGAUAUGUUAUGGAGAGAAAAAACAUGCUGGAGGAGUCUCUGUGUGAACUGGUUGCAAAACAAUUGAAGCAACAUCAAAAUACUAUGGAGGACAAGUUUAUUGUGUGCUUGAACAAAGUGACCAAGAGCUUCCCUCCUCUUGCAGACAGGUUCAUGAAUGCUGUGUUCUUUCUGCUGCCAAAAUUUCAUGGAGUGUUGAAAACACUCUGUCUGGAGGUGGUACUUUGUCGUGUGGAGGGAAUGACAGAGCUGUACUUCCAGUUAAAGAGCAAGGACUUCGUUCAAGUCAUGAGACAUAGAGAUGAUGAAAGACAAAAAGUAUGUUUGGACAUAAUUUAUAAGAUGAUGCCAAAAUUAAAACCAGUAGAACUCCGAGAACUUCUGAACCCUGUUGUGGAAUUCGUUUCCCAUCCUUCUGCAACAUGUAGGGAACAAAUGUAUAAUAUUCUCAUGUGGAUUCAUGACAAUUACAGAGAUCCAGAAAGUCAGACAGAUAAUGACUCCCAGGAAAUAUUUAAGCUGGCAAAAGAUGUGCUGAUUCAAGGAUUGAUUGAUGAGAACCCUGGACUUCAAUUAAUUAUUCGAAAUUUCUGGAGCCAUGAAACUAGGUUACCUUCAAAUACCUUGGACCGGUUGCUGGCACUAAAUUCCUUAUAUUCUCCUAAGAUAGAAGUGCACUUUUUAAGUUUAGCAACAAAUUUUCUGCUCGAAAUGACCAGCCUGAGCCCAGAUUAUCCAAAUCCCAUGUUCGAACAUCCUCUGUCAGAAUGUGAAUUUCAGGAAUAUACCAUUGAUUCUGAUUGGCGUUUCCGAAGUACUGUUCUCACUCCAAUGUUUGUGGAGACCCAGGCCUCCCAGGGCACUCUCCAGACCCGUACCCAGGAAGGGUCCCUCUCAGCUCGCUGGCCAAUGGCAGGGCAGAUAAGGGCCACCCAACAGCAGCAUGACUUCACACCGACACAGACUGCAGAUGGAAGAAGCUCAUUUGAUUGGCUGACCGGGAGCAGCACUGACCCGCUGGUCGACCACACCAGUCCCUCAUCUGACUCUUUGCUGUUUGCCCACAAGAGGAGUGAAAGGUUACAGAGAGCACCCUUUAAGUCAGUGGGGCCUGAUUUUGGGAAAAAAAGGCUGGGCCUUCCAGGGGACGAAGUGGAUAACAAAGUGAAGGGUGCAGCUGGCCGGGUGGACCUACUGCGACUGCGCAGACGGUUUAUGAGGGACCAGGAGAAGCUCAGUUUGAUGUAUGCCAGAAGAGGCAUUGCUGAGCAAAAACGAGAGAAGGAAAUCAAGAGUGAGUUAAAAAUGAAGCAGGAUGCCCAGGUCGUUCUGUACAGAAGCUACCGGCUGGGAGACCUUCCUGACAUUCAAAUCAAGCACAGCAGCCUCAUCACCCCAUUACAGGCCGUGGCCCAGAGAGACCCAGUAAUUGCAAAACAGCUCUUUAGCAGCUUGUUUUCCGGAAUUUUGAAAGAGAUGGAUAAAUUUAAGACACUGUCUGAAAAAAACAACAUCACUCAAAAGUUGCUCCAAGACUUCAAUCGUUUUCUUAAUACCACCUUCUCUUUCUUUCCACCUUUUGUCUCUUGUAUUCAGGACAUCAGCUGCCAGCACGCAGCCCUGCUGAGCCUCGACCCAGCAGCUGUUAGCGCUGGUUGCUUGUCUAGCCUACAGCAGCCCGUGGGCAUCCGCCUGCUGGAGGAGGCUCUGCUCCGCCUGCUGCCUGCUGAGCUGCCUGCCAAGCGAGUCCGCGGGAAGGCCCGCCUCCCUCCUGAUGUCCUCAGAUGGGUGGAGCUUGCUAAACUGUAUAGAUCAAUUGGAGAAUACGACGUCCUCCGUGGGAUUUUUAGCAGUGAGAUAGGAACAAAGCAAAUCACUCAGAAUGCAUUGUUAGCAGAAGCCAGAAGUGAUUAUUCUGAAGCUGCUAAGCAGUAUGAUGAGGCUCUCAAUAAACAAGACUGGGUAGAUGGUGAGCCCACAGACGCCGAGAAGGAUUUUUGGGAACUUGCAUCCCUUGACUGUUACAACCACCUUGCUGAGUGGAAAUCACUUGAAUACUGUUCUACAGCCAGUGUAGACAGUGAGACCCCCCCAGACCUAAAUAAAAUCUGGAGUGAACCAUUUUAUCAGGAAACGUAUCUACCUUACAUGAUCCGCAGCAAGCUGAAGCUGCUGCUCCAGGGAGAGGCUGACCAGUCCCUGCUGACAUUUAUUGACAAAGCUAUGCAUGGGGAGCUCCAGAAGGCUAUUUUAGAGCUUCAUUACAGUCAAGAGCUGAGUCUGCUUUACCUCCUGCAAGAUGAUGUUGACAGAGCCAAAUACUACAUUCAAAAUGGCAUUCAGAGUUUUAUGCAGAAUUAUUCUAGUAUUGAUGUCCUCUUACACCGAAGUAGACUCACCAAAUUGCAGUCUGUACAGGCUUUAACAGAAAUUCAGGAGUUCAUCGGCUUUAUAAGCAAACAAGGCAAUUUAUCAUCUCAAGUUCCCCUGAAGAGACUUCUGAACACCUGGACAAACAGAUAUCCAGAUGCUAAAAUGGACCCAAUGAACAUCUGGGAUGACGUCAUCACAAAUCGAUGUUUCUUUCUCAGCAAAAUAGAGGAGAAGCUUACCCCUCUUCCAGAAGAUAAUAGUAUGAAUGUGGAUGAAGAUGGAGACCCCAGUGACAGGAUGGACGUGCAAGAGCAGGAAGAAGAUAUCAGCUCCCUGAUCAGGAGCUGCAAGUUUUCCAUGAAAAUGAAGAUGGUAGACAGUGCCCGGAAGCAGAACAAUUUCUCACUUGCCAUGAAACUACUGAAGGAGCUGCAUAAAGAGUCGAAAACCAGAGAAGAUUGGCUGGUGAGCUGGGUGCAGAGCUACUGCCGCUUGAGCCACUGCCGGAGCCGGUCCCAGGGCUGUUCUGAGCAGGUGCUCACUGUGCUGAAAACAGUCUCUUUGUUGGAUGAGAACAACGUGUCAAGCUACUUAAGCAAAAAUAUUCUGGCUUCCCGUGACCAGAACAUUCUCUUGGGUACAACUUACAGGAUCAUAGCUAAUGCUCUCAGCAGUGAGCCAGCCUGCCUUGCUGAAAUCGAGGAGGACAAGGCUAGAAGAAUCUUAGAGCUUUCUGGAUCCAGUUCAGAGGAUUCGGAGAAGGUGAUCGCGGGUCUGUACCAGAGAGCAUUCCAGCACCUCUCUGAGGCUGUGCAGGCAGCUGAGGAGGAGGCCCAGCCUACCUCCUGGAGCUGUAGGCCUGCAGCUGGGGUGAUUGAUGCUUACAUGACGCUGGCAGAUUUCUGUGACCAACAGCUACGCAAGGAAGAAGAGAAUGCAUCAGUUACUGAUUCUGCAGAACUGCAGGCGUAUCCAGCACUUGUGGUGGAGAAAAUGUUGAAAGCUUUAAAAUUAAAUUCCAAUGAAGCCAGAUUGAAGUUUCCUAGAUUACUUCAGAUUAUAGAACGGUAUCCAGAGGAGACUUUGAGUCUCAUGACAAAAGAGAUCUCUUCCGUUCCCUGCUGGCAGUUCAUCGGCUGGAUCAGCCACAUGGUGGCCUUACUGGACAAAGACCAAGCCGUUGCUGUUCAGCACACCGUGGAAGAAAUCACUGAUAACUACCCGCAGGCUAUUGUUUAUCCCUUCAUCAUAAGUAGUGAAAGCUAUUCCUUCAAGGAUACUUCUACUGGUCAUAAGAAUAAAGAGUUUGUGGCAAGGAUUAAAAGUAAGUUGGAUCAAGGAGGAGUGAUUCAAGAUUUUAUUAACGCCUUGGAUCAGCUCUCUAAUCCUGAACUGCUCUUUAAGGAUUGGAGCAAUGAUGUAAGAGCUGAACUGGCAAAAACCCCUGUAAAUAAAAAAAACAUUGAAAAAAUGUAUGAAAGAAUGUAUGCAGCAUUGGGUGACCCAAAAGCUCCAGGCCUAGGGGCUUUUAGAAGGAAGUUUAUUCAGACUUUUGGAAAAGAAUUUGAUAAACAUUUUGGGAAAGGAGGUUCUAAGCUACUAAGAAUGAAGCUCAGUGACUUCAGUGACAUUACCAACAUGCUACUUUUGAAAAUGAACAAAGACUCAAAACCCCCUGGGAAUCUGAAAGAAUGUUCGCCCUGGAUGAGCGACUUCAAAGUGGAGUUCCUGAGAAAUGAGCUGGAGAUUCCUGGUCAAUAUGACGGUAGGGGAAAGCCGUUGCCAGAGUACCACGUGCGAAUCGCCGGGUUUGAUGAGCGGGUGACAGUCAUGGCAUCUAUGCGAAGGCCCAAGCGCAUCAUCAUCCGUGGCCACAACGAGAGGGAGCACCCUUUCCUGGUGAAGGGUGGCGAGGACCUGCGGCAGGACCAGCGUGUGGAGCAGCUCUUCCAGGUCAUGAAUGGGAUCCUGGCCCGAGACUCUGCCUGCAGCCAGAGGGCCCUGCAGCUGAGGACCUACAGCGUGGUGCCCAUGACUUCCAGGUUAGGAUUAAUUGAGUGGCUUGAAAAUACUGUUACCUUGAAGGACCUUCUUUUGAACACCAUGUCCCAAGAGGAGAAGGCGGCUUACCUGAGUGAUCCCAAGGCACCGCUGUGUGAAUAUAGAGAUUGGCUGACAAAAAUGUCAGGAAAACAUGAUGUUGGAGCUUACAUGCUAAUGUAUAAGGGAGCUAAUCGUACUGAAACAAUCACCUCUUUUAGAAAACGAGAAAGUAAAGUGCCUGCCGAUCUCUUAAAGCGGGCCUUUGUGAGGAUGAGUACAAGCCCCGAGGCUUUCCUGGCACUCCGCUCCCACUUUGCCAGCUCUCAUGCUCUGAUAUGCAUCAGCCACUGGAUCCUCGGGAUUGGAGACAGACAUCUAAACAACUUUAUGGUGGCCAUGGAGACUGGCGGCAUGAUCGGGAUCGACUUUGGGCAUGCAUUUGGAUCUGCUACACAGUUUCUGCCAGUCCCUGAGUUGAUGCCUUUUCGGCUAACUCGCCAGUUUAUCAAUCUGAUGUUACCAAUGAAAGAAAUGGGCCUUAUGUACAGCGUCAUGGUACACGCGCUCCGGGCCUUCCGCUCAGACCCUGGCCUGCUCACCAACACCAUGGAUGUGUUUGUCAAGGAGCCUUCCUUUGACUGGAAAAAUUUUGAACAGAAAAUGCUGAAAAAAGGAGGAUCAUGGAUUCAAGAAAUAAAUGUUGCUGAAAAAAAUUGGUAUCCCCGACAGAAAAUAGGUUACGCUAAGAGAAAGUUGGCAGGUGCCAAUCCAGCAGUCAUUACUUGUGAUGAGCUGCUACUGGGUCACGAGAAGGCCCCUGCCUUCAGAGACUAUGUGGCUGUGGCACGAGGAAGCAAAGAUCACAACAUUCGUGCCCGAGAACCAGAGGGUGGGCUUUCAGAAGAAACUCAAGUGAAGUGCUUGAUGGACCAGGCGACAGACCCCAACAUCCUUGGCAGAACCUGGGAAGGAUGGGAGCCCUGGAUGUGAGGUCUGUGGGAGUCUGCAGAUAGAAAGCGUUACAUUGUUUAAAGAAUCUACUAUACUUUGGUUGGCAGUAAUCCAUGAGCUGAUUUUCCUGAAGCACUAAAGAGAAAUCUCUUUUGUGCUACAGUUUUAUAGCAUGAGUUUAAAUCAAGAUUAUGAGUAAAUGUAUAUGGGUUAAGUCAAAGAUAAGGUUAUAGUAACAUCAAAGGUUAGGUGAGGUUUAUAGAAAGAUACAUAUCCAGGCUUACCAAAGUAUUAAGAAUACAGUAUGUGAUCAGCUUUCAAAGCAUUUACAAGUGCUGCAAGUUAGUGAAACAGCCGUCUCCAUAAACAGGAAAUGUGAGAAACCUUGGAAUGCCCUUCUGGUUCUGGCACAUUGGAAAGCACACUCAGAAGGCUUCGUGGCCAAGAUUUUGGGAGAGUAAAGCUAAGUAUAGUUGAUGUAACAUUGUAGAAGCAGCAUAGGAACAAUAAGAACAAUAGGUAAAGCUCUAAUUAUGGCUUAUAUUUAGAAAUGACUGCAUUUGAUAUUUUAGGAUAUUUUUCUAGGUUUUUUCCUUUCAUUUUAUUCUCUUAGUUUUGACAUUUUAUGGUAGAUUUGCUCUCUAGAAGGGAACAUCUUUAUUUAGGAGGGUAAAAAUUUUGGUCAUAGCAUUCACUUUUGCUAUUCCGAUCUACAACUGCAAGAUACAUAAAAGUGCUUUUUGCAUUACAAAUUUGGGAUAGCUUCAAAAAUCUCAUGGUUGACGUUAGGGAUAGCACUAAGCAUUUUAGUUCCAGGAGAAUAAAAGAAAUUCCUAUUUGAAAUGAAUUCCUCAUUUGGAGGGGAAAAAAAAGCAUGCAUUCUAGCACAAGAUCAAAUUAUGGAAUACAAAAGUGGCUCCUUCCCAUGUGCAGUCCCUGUGCCCCCUCCAGUCCUCUGCACACCCAAACUGUUUCUGAUUGGCUUUUAGCUUUUUGUUGUUGUUUUCUCCUUCUAACACUUGUAUUUGGAAACUCUUCUGUGAUUUUGAGAAGUAUACUCUUGAGUGUUUAAUAAAGUUUUUUUCCAAAAGUA